Lolium rigidum is the source of this 2024-nucleotide messenger RNA. Its product is annotated as protein FAR1-RELATED SEQUENCE 5-like. Gene Ontology annotation, molecular function: zinc ion binding. Gene Ontology annotation, biological process: regulation of DNA-templated transcription. The record is from RefSeq and is a predicted model, not a curated record. The coding region runs from base 820 to 1818 and encodes 332 amino acids. The transcript is spliced from 2 exons. NCBI's taxonomy places the organism in Eukaryota, Viridiplantae, Streptophyta, Magnoliopsida, Poales, Poaceae.
UCUGCUAAGUUUUGUGGUUUCAACAUAGUAACUACUUCUAUUUUGAGUCAGCACUUCAUCUCUAAAUAAAUAUGCGGAGACUUGCAGCGCGUAUUGUACUUCUAUUUUAUCUGUUCACUACAUCUCUGAAUAAAUAUGCGGAGACUUGCAGCGAGUAUUGUACUUCUAUUUUACAACAUUAUACAUCUAUAGUUCUGUAACUUGUAUACACUGUUUUUGAAUUUGGCAGAAUUGUGCGUUGUGCAAGAUGAUACCCGAAGUUGGUAUGCGGUUUAGAGAUUCGGAUGAGGCUUGGGAAUUCUGGGUAGAAUAUGGCAGUCGCAUUGGUUUUGAUGUGAGGAAAAGAAAUACCAUCAAAAGCAGAACUGAUGGAACGAUCACUUCAUGCAGAUUUGUUUGUUCCAAGGAAGGCAUUCGAAGGAAAAAUCAAAUAGACCAUGAGCCGAAGCGUAUUAGAGCUGAAACAAGAACCAAUUGUACAGUUCGGAUGAUUGUUUCAUUUGAUCGAGUGGCCAAAUUUUUCGAAGUCACUGAAGUAUAUUUGCAGCACAAUCACCUCCUUCAUUUGCCACAAACCUGUCACUUGUUGGCAUCACAAAGGAAGAUUUCAGAUGUGCAAGCAAAUAGAUGAAUUGCUUAGAGCUGAAUGUUAUAUGAGAGAUGUCUUUAGCUUGGGAGUGAGAAGCACACAAUUAAGUGAGAGCUUUAACAAUGCGUUGAAAAAUCAUUUGAAAUCAGAUUUUCAUAUUCUUCGGUUCUUGAUGCAUUUUGAGAGGACGGUGGAAGUAAAAAGAACAAAGGAAUUGCAAUCUGAAUUCAAUGAAAGAAAAUAUAUUACCAAGAGUUAAGAUGUUCACUCCUAUGUUGGUGGAAGCAAGCAAAGUGUACACUUCAAUUAUAUUUGAAGCUUUCCAAGGUGAGUAUGAAAGAUCAACGGCUGCAUGUUGUAGAGUAUUGGAUGGAAAUAACAGAUUUGCCGUUGCUAUUGCGAGUUUGCAUGGUGAUUUAGAGUUUGAGGAGGAGCGCAUUGUGAUAGGUGAUCCUUUGGCCAAAACGGUUUCAUGUAGUUGUGGAAUGUUCAAUAGGACGGGGAUAUUGUGUGGACAUGGUCUAAAAGUCCUUGAUUUGAUGAAUAUAAAGACAUUGCCGACACAUUAUGUCUUGAAGAGAUGGACUAGAGAAGCUCGCAAUGGAAGUAUACAAGAUAAGGAAGGAAGGAAAGUGGUAGAAAAUCCUAAACUUGAAUCUCAACUUCGGUACAGGGAUUUGUCUCAUCAAUUUCACAAUGUGGCACAUAGAGCAGCCAUCUCCCCACAGUGUUGUUUGCUAUUGGCCAAUGCACUUGCCUCCGUUGCAGCUAGCAUACAGGAAAUACUCAAUACCACUAGUGCUAUGGAUGAACCAUAUAAAGACAAAGAGAAUGUUGACCCAAAUGUGCAGCAAAUAGAUGAAUUGCUUAGAGCUGCACAACUAAAGAAAAAAGAGGUUCCGGCAACAAAAUUAAGGAGAAAGAAAACUUGGAUUGAUAAGUUACUCAAGGGGAAGCGUAUACCAUUGAAAGCUACCGCGCCGACCAAGACGGGAGAAAAUCUAAAAAAGAAGAAGGAUGGUGUGCAGAAAAAGAAGAAGGAUGGUGUGCAAAAAAAGAAGAAGGAUGGUGUGCAACAAAAGAAGAAGGAUGAUGUGCAGCCUCAAGUACUAAUGGAGAAGUGUGACAACACCAAAGGAGUAAAUAUGGAGCCCCAAGAAUGCAAUGCUAUCAUGAGUUUCACCCAGCUCUUGACGGCUCCGCCUUGUGGUGAGGAUGAUCUGUUCUAGCGUGCAAGCUCGCUAGAGGUAUUUUGGACAUAGUUAAGUAUAGUAUUUUGCGUAACUAUAGUAGUCUUUUGGGGCCCAAGUGUACAAAUCAAAUGGCACUAAAUGGCUGUUAAGAGCUCACUGAAUUCACUGGAAAGUGGUACUGAAUCUUCAAAUCAUGUACUUCUGAAUUACUUGUGAUAAACUGGGUUGUUUGAAUCUAAAUA